AUGAAGCUCGACGUGACUGCCAUGCGUUACCUGACAAAAGAGCACUUUCGAGUGUUGACGGCCAUCGAAAUGGGCAUGAAGAAUCAUGAGAUAGUGCCUGUAGAGCUGAUUGCCAGCAUCGCCAAGCUCCGCCAUGGCGGUGUGCAGAAAAUCCUGUCGCAUUUGCUGCGCAAUAAGCUCAUCGCCCACGAUGGUAACGCCUACGACGGUUACCGUCUUACAUACAGUGGAUACGACUUCUUGGCCCUUCGUGUGUUUCUACAGCGUGGUCAUAUUACGGGACUGGGCCGCCAAAUCGGCGUUGGCAAGGAGUCGGAUAUUUAUUUAGCGACACAGGAUGACGGCACGGAAGUUGCGAUUAAGUUUCACCGUCUUGGACGCACAUCGUUUCGUGCUGUAAAAUCUAAGCGAGAUUAUCUCAAGAAUCGCAAGUCAGUCAGCUGGUUUUACAUGUCUCGACUCUCGGCCAUGAAGGAAUACGCUUUCCUAAAGGCAUUGUAUGACCGUGGGUUUCCGACACCAACGCCCUUUGACUGCAACCGUCACGCAAUUUGCAUGAGUCUUGUAGAUGGCUCCCCGCUCAACCAAGUACGCCGUCUUGCCAACUCAGAGGAUGCCUACAACACGUCCAUGUCGAUUGUUGUCCGUCUUGCGGAGUAUGGACUGAUUCACUGUGACUUUAACGAGUUUAAUAUUAUGAUUGGAGACGAUGGCAAAAUCACUAUGAUCGAUUUCCCGCAGAUGAUCUCAACAUCGCAUCCGAACGCUACCGAGUUGUUUAAUCGCGAUGUACAUGGACUUGUAAAGUUUUUCUCGCGGUUGCAAGGUGGUGCUUUCAUACCAGAGCGUGUUCCGAAGCUGGAGGACAUCGUUGCCGAUGAACAUGUCCGACUUGACGAGGAUGUGGAGGCCAGUGGCUUCGGCAAAGAGUUUGGCGAGAAAGUUUACGAUCUAUCAAUUUUUUCAGCUCACCAAAAUCUUGAAGACGGCGACAGCGAUGACGAUAAUUGCGCGGAUGAAAGUGGGGAGGAAACCGAUGGUGAAGAAGUGCCAGAACUUGUGCAAAGAGUCAAAGAGACGACUCUUCACAGCCAGGUUGACGGGUCUGAUGAAGAUGCCGACGAUGACAAAGCACAGGAUUUGUUUUCCGUGGAGAAUGAGAUCAUUAAGCAGCGAGUGCAACGCGACCGGCAAACACGUCAAAAUGCAGGCGCAAAGCGGCGAUCGCGGAACUCUUCCAAGCUUAGCAUCAAGGGCAAGCUUUACCACAAGAAUGACUGGUAA
This is a messenger RNA of Peronospora farinosa, 1284 nucleotides long. The record is from the annotation of a GenBank genome assembly. NCBI's taxonomy places the organism in Eukaryota, Oomycota, Peronosporomycetes, Peronosporales, Peronosporaceae.